UGGGAAGUCGCGCGCACAAGCCGUUCUGGGGACAGGCGUUUAACUCUUGCCCAGUCUCUCCGCCGCCGCUGCGGCUUGCGGGCCUUGGGUUUCCCCUGAAGCAUGAGCCUCUUCGUCCGCAGCCAGCGGCGCUUCGCGGGCCGCGGACGGUUUGCGCUGGGCCCCAGGCGCACAGCCUCAGGAUUCUCCCCUGCGCCCGCAGCCCGGGCACCAGAGGAGCUCUGGCCGGGGCUGACGGCAGGAGAACUGUGGGUGACCGCGCCUGCGGGGGAGUUUGCCAUUCGUCGGCCGGGACCUGGGGAGGAACAACCGGCAGUUCUCCAACCCCUCCCCCUCCGCCACCAUUUCGGACUCCCCGUAGGGACUUGUUUUGGGGUUCCCACUGACUUCCAGGAAGGACGCGUGUCCCUUUCUGACCCCAGCUCAGGCGGCCACCUGUCUUUGCCACGGUGACCCUUCCCACAUGACCCUGCGGUGCCUCGAGCCCUCCAGGAAUGGCGCGGAAGGGACGCGGAGCGAGUGGGGGACCGCGGGGUCGGCGGAAGAACCGUCCCCGGAGGCGGCGCGCCUAGCGAAGGCCCUGCGGGAGCUCGGUCAAACAGGAUGGUACUGGGGAAGUAUGACUGUUAAUGAAGCCAAAGAAAAAUUAAAAGAGGCACCAGAAGGAACCUUCUUAAUUAGAGACAGUUCGCAUUCAGACUACCUAUUAACAAUAUCUGUUAAAACAUCGGCUGGACCAACUAAUCUGCGAAUUGAAUACCAAGAUGGGAAAUUCAGAUUGGACUCUAUCAUAUGCGUCAAGUCCAAGCUCAAACAGUUUGACAGCGUGGUUCAUCUGAUAGACUACUAUGUUCAGAUGUGCAAGGAUAAGCGGACUGGCCCGGAAGCCCCCCGGAAUGGCACCGUUCACCUUUAUCUGACCAAACCACUCUACACAGCAGCACCCAGUCUGCAGCAUCUGUGUAGAAUCACACAUUACAAAUGUACCGGUACCAUCUGGGGACUGCCUUUACCCACAAGACUAAAAGAUUACUUAGAAGAAUAUAAAUUCCAGGUAUAAAGUGUUUCUCUUUUUCUAAAAACAUGCCUCCUAUAAGAGGGUCUCCGAAUGCAGCUGUGUGAAAGAGAACAAAACUUGAGUUACUGCCCUGGAUAACUACACGGAAUUCUUUCUAAGAACAGCUGAAGUCAAUCUAAUUUAAGUGUGUGAAGAGGUAGCUAGGUAUUUAAAGUUCCCCCGAAUAUUUUCACCCGAGUAAUGCUUUCCUUCCUAAGCCUGACCGGUUGAUCUGUUUAAAUUAAAAAUAAAAUGUACCAAGAAAAGGCUGUAGGAGCAUUUUAUCAGAAUGCCUUGCCUUUCUGGGUUUCUUUCCAGUAGGUCAAAGGUCCUAGUACGGGUGGUAGAUAAAGAGCUCCUUCCUCCUAAGAGCACCGAAAAAAUGGAAGGAAGUAAGCUGACACCAGCUUAACUUCAAUUUUAUAUACCUGGUUAUCAGACUCUAUUUUAGGACAUGUUAUGUUUUGCAUUCUGAUCUAUCUAGGAGUUUUGUUAAAGAGAUCCUACUUGUGAGUAUUUAUCCCUCAUUUAUGCAAGCAAAUCAACCAAAAAAAAAAAAAAAAUUUACCAUGAAAUCCUGUAUUUGUCUUUUUACUACAUGUAUGAACUCUCUCAUAUGAAUGAGUACUGUAGUAAUCCACUUAAAGGGAGCCUUAUUUCAGAAAUACUUCAAACUGGUGCAAAAGAAAAAGACUUGCUCUUUUCCUCUAAGGCUAAAGACAAGAAUGUCAUGCUAUACAGGUGCAACUCAAUCUCUGUUAAUAAGACCAAUGUAGAUGUAGACAUUUUAUCAUGUCGAAGUAGCUGUUGUCCCAAUCUGUUGCCAUUGAUUUUUUUGGAAAUGGCUUUAGAAAUUUCCAAGUUGUCCUUGAAUUGUCUAAACCAUGGACAUCAGCAGUUGUCUCCCUUCUACCGUGUAGAAUACUUUGACUUAAUUUUCUUCCAGAUAUAGGGGGAUACCUGCCUGUUUUUCAAAGUGUUUAUUUACUGCUGUUACUAUUUGAUUAGAAUGUAUUAAAUAAAAAACCUGACUUUUA
Choloepus didactylus (southern two-toed sloth) is the source of this 2094-nucleotide messenger RNA. RefSeq names its product suppressor of cytokine signaling 2 (gene SOCS2). NCBI's taxonomy places the organism in Eukaryota, Metazoa, Chordata, Mammalia, Pilosa, Megalonychidae. Gene Ontology annotation, cellular component: phosphatidylinositol 3-kinase complex. The record is from RefSeq and is a predicted model, not a curated record. Gene Ontology annotation, biological process: phosphatidylinositol phosphate biosynthetic process; intracellular signal transduction. Gene Ontology annotation, molecular function: 1-phosphatidylinositol-3-kinase regulator activity.